Cantharellus anzutake is the source of this 1203-nucleotide messenger RNA. RefSeq lists its product as uncharacterized. The transcript has 4 exons. The record is from RefSeq and is a predicted model, not a curated record. NCBI's taxonomy places the organism in Eukaryota, Fungi, Basidiomycota, Agaricomycetes, Cantharellales, Hydnaceae. Bases 211 to 1158 code for a protein of 315 amino acids.
UAACGAGAAUCGCAACCUCAGGAAUCAGAUUGCGGCGACGAGCGGUGAGUUGAAUGUUCUGUUCUCACAGUAGGUAUCACUCAUUCGUCUGAGGAGAUCGGGCUCGUAAGGCUGAGGAGGUACGUUGAGAGUGACGUCAGUGAGCUGAUACUGACGGAUCAUGCGGCGCCGACCUAGUCCCUGUACCGCCACGUUAAUAUUGCUGCAGAGAUGAAGAAACAGCUCCUCAUGAGUCCUCAUGCUCACAGUCCUACCACACCCCAAACAACGCAAUCCGAAGGCCAAACCCGCCAUUCAGCCUUUCAAUUUCACCCCCAUCAACCUCUAUCCCAUCUGCCACGAUCACAAGAUCACAACACCCACUUAAACGCAGCGUUUGUACAAAACAACCAGCAGCCACCAACAGUAACCAUCGUUCCUGCUCCUGCUCACUCUUCUGCGCCUAAAUCUGUUCAGGCUUCUUCUCUGACGGCUCCGAGUCCCCAACCUGCUCGAAUAGUUGGACAAGGGAACACUCCUAGUACAACGCCGUCUGUUCAGUCAGUGCCCCUGACAUCUCCAGUCGUUGCAGAAGGAGUGGCGCAAGAGGGCGUUGCGACUGUCAUGUCGAGAACACCUUCCGCUACCUCGCCUAUAGGUCGUGAAGUUAAACCCAACGAACUUUCUUCUUCAGAGCUGGCGUCGAAGCCUGUAUUCUUGCGAUUAUUUAAUCACAUGUUCGAACAAGUGUCUGGUUUACCCAAAAUCGAGUAUGAAUGUACAUUUUGCCGGAAACGGGUCAUUCAAGGACAAGAGCCUGAGAGAGUCGGGGACGAUCCGAACGAAUGGAUGUCCCAUUGUAGGACAAUUCAUCCUAAGAUGUAUGCCAAGGCAAUGGUGGCGGCAUUGAAUGAGUCUGCGUCGCCAGCGCCGACGUCGCCGCCGACGUCUGCCGUGCCACCUACGUCUGCCAUGCCACCUUCUCUUGUCCAGUCAGCACCGCCAGCUACAUCCUCACCUCCAACACCGCCCCUUUCUUCGGAUCCUCCAGUGAUAUUGCAGUCUACUGAGUCCAUACCGACAGUGCCCCCUCCAGCACCGGCGACCCAGAUACCAGCUACCUUUAACCAGCCGGACACUAUACCACUGAAGAACGGCCGAGAUAGCAUGGGAGGAUAAACGUUGUUUCUCAUGUCUCUGCUCUGCCGUUUUUUUCCACCUAUC